AUGGCGCACUCGGCGGCCGCCGUGCCCCUGGGCGCGCUGGAGCAGGGCUGCCCCAUCCGCGUGGAGCACGACCGGCGGCGCCGCCAGUUCACCGUCCGGCUCAACGGCUGUCACGACCGGGCUGUCCUGUUGUACGAGUACGUGGGCAAGCGGAUUGUGGACCUGCAGCACACCGAGGUCCCCGACGCCUACCGCGGGCGCGGCAUCGCCAAGCAUCUCGCCAAGGCUGCGCUGGACUUUGUGGUAGAAGAAGACUUGAAGGCCCAUCUCACGUGCUGGUAUAUCCAGAAGUACGUCAAGGAGAACCCCCUGCCACAGUACCUGGAGCGCCUUCAGCCGUAGCCCUGGCCUGCAGGGCGGUAGCCCUAGUCCAGACCUUUCCUCACGGCCGUGGCCCGGCCCUCUGCGUGCUCUCAGGAAACCUGGUCCCCACCGGGUAUGGACUCAGAGUUAUUUUUGUAAGAACGCUCAUCUGUGGCCCCUGGAGGCAGCUGGCCAAGUAUGGCCGGUGUCCAGCUACAGUGGUGAAGGCAACGCCAGGCGGCUACAGUCACAGCAGCUCCUGCUCUACUGAGAAUGGCCCUGAGAGGGCCUUCAGCCAGGAGCAGAAUGUGGUCUGGGUCCCACCUACUGUUCCCUGCUCUGUGAGUGGCAGGAGGGCUAAUUUGGGGCCUGCUGGCCCCACCUCCUAGGUCUGCGUCUUUUCUGUGGAUGAGGAGGUGUUCCUGAGCCGAGAGGAGCAAUAAGAAACCUUGUGUGCCAACUUCCCAGGGGCAUAGCGCCCAGUUGUGGCUGCCACCAGCACUGCCCCUUCUCUUCCUCCGACUCAAGGGCCCUGGCAUGGGGGACCGGCUUUGAGAAGGGCAGCCCUCCUGACUUGCGAAACUGGGGUGGGACCCCUGCACACUGCAUGAGCUCAGCUGCACACACAAGCACACACCACAUGCACGCACAGGACACCAAGUGCAGGGCUGUGCACUGUCAAGAGGCUGAUGGGGGAGCGCUGGGUGUUCUCUCCUUGUAUCUGUUCCCUUAGCUCCUUGCCCCCUUGUCUUUCAGCUCUACAGGAAAACAAGGUCCCCAUCCUUCAUGGCUGUGCUUCCUCCCAUUUGCCACCUUUGGCCCCCACUCACCCCCAUCUGUCACAAGCCAGCUCCAGAUCCCCCACUUCAUAGUGACCUCCUGGCUGCCCUAUGGGUGGGUUUUCUCAGCACCCUUUGGAGCUGGGAUGGGAGGGAUGCAAAUGAUCCUUAAAAACUCACCACCUGAGAGGGGGAAAUAUUUCUGCCAGGGGAUUUCCUUUGCUGCCACAGAGCAUUUUUCUCUUUGGUGGUGAGCUUGUGCUAGGCGCACCAGUUGCCUGCCUGCCUUCCCAGGGACACUCCCACCACAGCCUUCCUGGUAAUGACCUGGGAGGGGUACUGACCACCCUUUGUUCUCUGGGGCUGACCUUUCUGGAGGCCCUUAGGGCUUCCUUUUGGGGGCUGGUUAGAGCUCAGGGUCCUGACCUGUACCCCUACCCUCUCCCCUCCAUAGGGUCAAGUUCAUUCUCCUCUUCCAUGGGGCUGAAUUGUUAGUUAACAUCAAAUUCCUGGGUGACGUGUCCCCUCCAGGCCUCUGACUGGGCUCAGGGACGUAUGGGUGCUAGGGGCGCUGGUUGCCAUGGUGACUCCUCCAUUAACUGCUGUGCCCUGGCAGGCAUUGGCCUGUGGAUGCCUUUUCUACUCACCUCUUUGUUCCUGUCUCCAUAUUGAGGCCCUCCACCCCCCAGCCAACUGCUGCUCAGGGGCCCACCCCAUACAUUUCACAGAUGCUGUCCCACUCUGUAGCAGGAACAAGAUGCACACAUGCAGGAGGCCUGGCAGUCUGCCCACUAGGGGUCCUUGAGCCCCCGUGUCACUGUCAUUAGCAUCCCUCACUCCCUUGUCCCAGCCCCACUCUUGCCUCCGGGAGUUCCUGAGACAUCCAAAGGCACCCUUCCCCUCCUACCUUGCUCAGUUCUGAUUGUGGAGGGCUAAAGAGGCCCCCUAGGCCUCCAUUGUGCUGGGAAUUAUGGGCCAGGGAGAAAUUGCUUGCAGGAAGUGGGUUCAAUUGCUGGGUCCCCUCUGAGGCUGGAGGUGUACCAUUCCUGGCACAGUUUUAAGAGUGGGUUGUAGGCCUGAGAGUGGACAGAAGGGCCAGCUCAGGGUCUGGGCCAGUCUUCCCCUCUACUGUCCAGGGCAUCUGGGCUAGAACCCCCCAUCUUCCUCCCUCUAGGACCACCCUGCCUCCCACAUACAGGCUUCUCCACGGCCCAGCAUAGACUCUGUCUUGAAAACUCAGUAGCUCAGUGAGCUGGUGCUAUUCCCCUGAGGCCUACAGGGCAAAUAACCAGGCUGAAGGAGGGCACUAUCCUGCAGUGGCAACACACAGGACCCUAGGAGAGGCCUUCCAGGGCAAACAGGGCAUUGAGGAGCAGAGAGCCAGGUUGCACCUGAAGGGAACGGGCCAUCCCCACUGUCCCAGCCUAAACCUAAGAUCCCAUGAGCUGUAUUCUACCAACUGGUGACCCCACACUCAGCCCAGCAUACACAUAAAACAGUACUUGAACCAAAAGAUGUGCGGGAUCUUGGGGGCCCCGUGUCACCCUAGGUCCAGGAACAACUAGUCCCAGUUCCUGCAGGUACGACCUGGACCGCCUCACCUCAGGUGGCCUUAAAAUGCCACUGCACCCACUACAGGGGACUGGGCUGCUGUGUCUGGCCUGGCCCUCAGGCACAAGCAGAGCCUCAUGGCAAUAGUAGCCUCCUCUCCCAGACCAGGGCCCUGGGUUGGCUAUAGAUGCCCACCCUGGAGCUCCCAAAUCACCUUGGGCCAGCCAACAUGACUGACCUUCCGCCUGGUGCUAACCAGUCUGGUGUCGCAGCCUCACAGCCCUCCUUAGUCCUGGAAUCCCCACCAGGCCUCCCCUCCCCGAGGAUCACCCUAAAGGCCCAUGCCCUCUUGCCACACCCACCCUGUGAGUUUCUCUCCUUGCUCAGUCACAAUAGGUGGUCACUCGUGCCUUUCCUACUCAGGACCUGUUACAGAUGGGGUCUGGGCCAGAACUGGUCUCUAGACCUGCUCCCUUUGUUACUUUUCAAACUCCAAAAUACCGCAUGACGUACAUUUCAAUAAAAGGUGUGACCUCAAGCACUAGCUGGACUGCCAGGGGAAGGGGCCAGUAGGCUGGUGCUGUCCCUGCACCGUCCCACCCCAUAGCAAUCUGAUUGUUGGUGCCAUUUUUUUAACUGAUAAGGAAACUGAGGCACAGUGAGGUUCAGAGUCCACAGGUGUGAGGAACAAGGGAGGAGGCAAGUGUGGCAGGCACCCUCCUUUGUCCCUGGUAUGCAGCCUGUUAUUUACCAUUAGCACAAUCCAGUUUCAGGUAGAGAAAGUGAGACUCUGAGAGGGACCCGGGCUGGGCCGAGGUCUCAGAGUAAGACCGCUGUAGCCUCAGGAUCUAGGGAUUUUUCUGUUUGUGUCCAUCCACAUCUCCCCACACCAUGGCUCCAGUAGGCUGCAGCCACGCUCCUUACACAGCUUCCCUCACCUUUGACGCGGCUGGAUAGGCUACCAGGAAGCGGCUGUGAUAGCAUGUCAUGUUGCGGAGGCAGCUGCCCUCAGACAAGCUCUCCCCUGUGAAAAGCCACUUCUUGGGAUUUAGGGUCCAGGAGGAGGGAGGAAGGUGGGCCAAUCUCUCCUGCUGUCCACGCAGGCCCAGGUGGUACCUGGCAGACAGGAGUGAGGGUGGCUUGCUCCUCAGCUGCACAGGGACUGGGAACUCCCGGGGAUUUCUUUCUGCUGGAACCCUCUCCAGUGAUUACAAUACCCUGAACAAAGAGGAGGAGGUCAUUGCUGUCACCAGGCCAUUGAUGGUCUAGUCCAGCCUGUCAUCACAGCAGUCCCACGAGACCCCAGUUCUUAGGAUUGUUUUACUGAUCAAGACAUAGGUUCAGUCAGGGAGUCACUGGACUACAGCCCAUGUGGCUAGAAGACAAGGGCCGGGGCCCAGGCCCCACUCCUGCCCCUACCCUUGCCCUUUAUGAGAUGAUGCCAUGCUGUGUGCCAUGAGGCCUUCUAUCCUCUUGAGGGGACAGGUGGCCUCAGGGACCAAAUCACAGAUAACGCUUCACAACUCCCCUGCUCAUUCGGAAGCCUGAAGUGGCUUCUGUCACUACGAGGUGUCUGGCAGACACAGAUACACCAGCUGGAUCAUGAUGGAAAUGUUAACAGAGCACCUGACCCUAUGCUCACGUCGUUCCUUCCUCAGUUCAGGAUUCCACGCAGAUGUCCCCUUUGCUAUUCUCAGGGUCCUCCUCCUUCCAAAUCAACACCCUAACUUUCAUAUCAGAAGUCCGGUGAGACUGUGAAUUCAUUUUGUAACUGCAACCUGCAAGGUCAAAUUUAGGGUUACAUUUUCAGUUGUACCAGUGGUCUCCUGGCUACAGAAUAUUAAAGAGAUUCUGGCUGUCAAAGAUGCUCUCUGGUUUUGUGCUUGCACCCCGGGCUCUGUCUAUAGUUUUCUUUCUGCUGACUGCAGGGCUAUUAGAGCAGCCAGCCCACAUCUGUGUAACUAUUUCUGCAUCGCUGUGACCAUGGGCAAAAGUUGAUCAGUCCCCCAAGCUUUACCUUCAAGAGGCAACUCACCUCUGGCACUUAAAAUAAGUGAGAGUUUAAGUUGUAGUUUUGCCACUGAGGGCCAUGAACUCCCAGGCCCUCAGGUUCCCCCUAGCAAGGAGGUCGUUUCUGUGUCCCAGACCAGCUAUGUCAAAUAAUCAGAUUUCCAGGCUUGACCAUUCCUGGGAGGCUACUUCUGCCAAGACUAGUCAGUGUAGAGUCAGGAAAAUUUAAAUUGUCCAGCAUCUUCAAGUAGAGGGGAUGUAAUACAAGGGACUGAUCACAAAACUGCUGGAAGGACAGAAAGAACAAAAGAUUGGAUGACCCAAAUGUUAGUAACGUAGAAAGCUGCUAUUAAACUAAGCUGGAGGAGCAGCAGAAAGUCGCCUAAGCCCUGGGGUGCUAUUAGGACCUUGCUGCCUGAACCAAACCCAGGUGCGCAUGCCCACUGGCUGGUGCUGCUGCCACCACUAAAAACACCCCCAAAUUCACAAACUCCUUUACUGCCUCCUGGUCUCCUAUCAAUAUCGGCAUUGGCAGAAAUUAAUGGACAACUCACUAGUAAGGCCCUGGAAAAUGGGCUGUGUGCUUGCAGGCAUCUAGCUCCCUUGUGGCCUCAAGGUAGGGGCCAGGGAUUAGGGGUGGGACCUGAAUGCCAGCAGACAAAUAGUUGGGAUAAACUAAUAAGGAACAUUCUUGCCUUCUAGUUAGGGCCAUUUGACGUGAUACCAGUCCCUCUAUACCAAAUCCAUUUUUGCCAAAGGCUGAGACAUCAGAAUGGCAGGUCCCCACUCCAAGGCAGUUAGAAAUGGCAACUCAUAUUGGGGGUACUUUGUUAUCGCCGAUGCUGGUGUGUCAUGGGCUGAUUCCUUGCCUUGGGAGAAGCUUGUAGAAGGGUCAAUGGGACACUUGCAGCCAUGAAUGGGAGUCCAGUGGCAGGUGUGACUGGGCAAGAUUCAACAAUCUUCUGGGUCAGGGAGCGGGCAGAGUUUUGUCAGAGGUCAGAGAAUGACCCUCAAGAGUCUUAUUUCUGACAGUUGUUCCAAGUUAGGAGGAGAUACAGUGACAAAGUCCCGCGUUAGAUGAGGAAAGGUGCUGGGACAGGACAAAACACCCCACACACACCUCCAGUCUUUCUGAAAAAGGAGUCAGGAGAAGGAAUUUAUUGGUGUUUUAUCUACUCUCUCAGACAGAAAGAUCAACAGACUAGGUCAGAAAACCAGGUCAUCUGUUUAAAUUUCCCAACAAGCUUAUGAGAGAAGAAUCCUCCUCCUUUCACACCUGUGAAAAGUGGUUUAGAAAGUCAGUGCUGGGUCUCCUUGGUGGCACAAGGGGUUAAGCACUGCACUAUGAAGCAAUCCGCAGCCUCUGCAGCAGGAGUUUGAUCCCCCGCCAGCCAGGGAGCUACCCACAGGGCACAGCAGACCUCUCCUGUCUCGCUCGCUGCUCCCCUCAGCAGUGUAUUUCAGUCGAUCUGCCUGUUGUGCUCCCCACUCUGUCUCUGGUGAAUCCUCUCACCCCCCACAUCUCUGGCCUGUGCCCCAGCUCUUGUAUGCAUAAAUAAAUAAAUCUUUUAAAAAAAAAGAAAGAAAGGCAGUGCCAUUCUCAUGUGGAGCACUCAUUGUGUAUGUGUUCAGUGAGGACACAAGAGUGAUAAGGCAGGUGAGGCCAUAUCUUGAUGUGAUCCACAGUCCAGGGGUGGGGGAGAGCACACACACAGUAAGAAAGCUCUGUGCUCAGGCCACUGUCACACCCAAGCAACGUGCCAAACCUGGCACAAAGCCCCUGAAGCCUCUCUUAAAGCAGGGAAUCUAGGCUGGAGCCCAAAGAUGGGUGGGUUUUGUGAGAGGAGCAGCCUCAGGUCCUGAACAACCAGUCUUCAUGGUCUCUGAACUCAUAUUAUACUCCAGCCCCAUACACUUUCCAUACACUUCAUACCUAUGGAGCCACUUGCACGUCAGGGCCUUUGCACAUGCUGUUCCCUUAACCAAAAUACUCUCCUUCCUUCCCAACUCCAGACAGCCUUGGGGCUCCCUCCCUCACCACCUUUAGGUCUGUGCCCAAUUUCUUAGAGAGGCCUUCUAUCCCAGAUCCCACCCUACUGUAAAUUGCUUUUCCCAUUCCUGAGUCCCUUACUUUGCUUUAUGGUUUCCAAUCUUUGCUUCCUUGUUAUAUUACAUGUUUAUCUUGCUUGUUAUUUGUUGUCUGCAUCUCUCUG
Talpa occidentalis (Iberian mole) is the source of this 6856-nucleotide messenger RNA. It is a transcript of the gene NATD1, whose product is annotated as N-acetyltransferase domain containing 1. NCBI's taxonomy places the organism in Eukaryota, Metazoa, Chordata, Mammalia, Eulipotyphla, Talpidae. The transcript has 3 exons. The coding region runs from base 1 to 342 and encodes 113 amino acids. The record is from RefSeq and is a predicted model, not a curated record.